Messenger RNA from Centropristis striata (black sea bass), 5048 nucleotides. Its product is annotated as protocadherin alpha-C2-like. Gene Ontology annotation, cellular component: plasma membrane. Lineage: Eukaryota; Metazoa; Chordata; Actinopteri; Perciformes; Serranidae. The coding region runs from base 1032 to 3452 and encodes 806 amino acids. Gene Ontology annotation, molecular function: calcium ion binding. Gene Ontology annotation, biological process: homophilic cell-cell adhesion. The transcript is spliced from 3 exons. The record is from RefSeq and is a predicted model, not a curated record.
GUCUCUUUCUCUCUCUCUCUUUCUCUCUCGUAUAUAUAUAUAAACGACAUGACAGUGAAUGACACGUAAAUGCAUGAAUAACUGUAAUCCAAUAAGAUAAUAUAAUUUUGAACUGUGAUAUUCUGCAUUGUAAGUAAUUUUAGUUUUUGUACUUUGAGUAUAUUCUACUGAUACCAAUACUUUUGCACUUUUAUUUAAGUUACAUCUGGACCUUUACUUGCAAAACAGCAUUUCUCCACUGUGGCACAACUACUUUUACUGACAAGAAAGUAUUUCUACACUGUAUUACUACUUUUACUUAAGUAAACGAUCUGAGUGCUUCUAACAACUAAUUAAACUAAACCGUGCUUCAAAAGUAACCCAUUAUUCGUGCCCCUUAAUAACGUGUUCCAUGAAAUUCACACACUUGCCAGAAGUUAGUUUCUAUUUACAUGGGUAUAAUUUUACUAAGGUAUACAAGUGAUUUUAUAAAAAUCCUAUACACUCCCUUUUGUUAAAAGAUUAACAGGAAGAAAAUAAGACAGAAUGCAUAAUCUAUGCAUUUACAAACACUUUAAACACGUGUGACAAACAUAAACAAAGAAGAAAAAUAAGAAAUGCAAACGCAUAUUGAACGGAAACUGAAAAUAACUUAUUAGAGUUUUGGAUUUCCAUUUCCCACCGAGGGAAUGAAAGUUUAUUGAGAGAUGAAAACUUCACUAAGAUACUUAUUUCCCGUUUCUUAGACUGUUAUUAAAAUACAUGUGUAUUCUAACAUAGUUUAAAACGAAAUUAAAUGUUGGUUUUAAAGACUUGCAAAGGCUCACACAAAACUAUUGUCGUCGCAGCUCUCCACUAAAACAUCAUCACUGAUGAUGUCACUGUUCUCACGAUAGUUUAUUGGAGGAGCGACAGGAAGGGAUUUUAUUACAUGGACUUCACGGUUGGUCUGCGUCCGAGGAAAGGUUUUCUUUUCAGAUCCUCGUAUCAGCAAGAGGACGGUUUAUCCACGUUUCAGCACAUUUCAACAGUAUAAUUGUGGAAUCUGAGCGAUGGCGCAUCAUAUCCGUUUGUUGUUCGGGAGAGGGUUCGUUUCCGCAUUUCUCUUUCUUUCUGCUAUGAUGACUACGGUAUCUACCGUCACCCAUUAUUCUGUUCCAGAAGAAAUGGAGGAAGGCUCUGUCGUUGCUAAUUUAGCAACUGAUCUGGGAUUAGACGUGAAGACUCUGAAUAAAAGACGAAUGCGCGUAGACGCGGUAGGUAACAAAAAAUAUCUUGACAUCAACAAAGACACAGGAGAGCUGUUCAUUCUGGAAAGGAUAGACAGAGAGUUUUUAUGUCCACUGAAAACAACUUCAUAUUGUUUUCUUAAAUUAGACGCUACGAUUGAAAAUCCAAUUCGCAUGUUUAAUAUUGAGGUGGAAAUCACGGAUAUUAAUGACAACGCUCCUCAUUUUCGACGAGGAACGAUGCACCUGGACAUCUCUGAAUCAAGCCCCGUUGGAGAGAGAUUCUCACUGAAUAAUGCUGCAGAUCCAGAUGUUGGAGUGAAUUCUGUGAAAGAUUAUCAUCUCAGCUCAAGUGAAAAUUUUGCACUUGAAAUUCAAACCGGACGAGAUGGAUCAAAGUUUGCUGACUUGGUUUUGAAAAAAUCUUUAGACAGAGAGCAGCAGGCUGUUCAUAAUCUGAUACUCACUGCUGUGGACGGUGGAGUCCCCACGCGCACAGGUACAGCCAGCAUCAUUGUCCGCGUGCUCGAUGUGAAUGACAACGCCCCUUCAUUUGACAAAGACAAAUACUUCGUAAAUGUGAUGGAAAACUCCCCGAUUGGCAGUCUGGUAAUAAAACUAAACGCCACUGAUUUAGAUGAAGGCUCUAAUUCUGAUAUUGUUUAUUCAUAUAGUUUAUAUACAUCAGAGAGAACACAACAGGUGUUUACCUUGAAUCCAGAAAAUGGUGAAAUCAGAGUGAAAGAGAUGAUAAAUUACGAAGAUUCUAAGCUUUAUGAAAUGGAGGUUAUUGCCAGCGACAAGGGGCCUAACUCCUUAUCUGGACAGUGUAAACUGACAAUACAGGUGACAGACAUGAAUGACAAUCACCCAGAAAUAUCCAUCAAAUCAUUUCAAAGUCCAAUUAAAGAAAACGAACCGAUAGACACAGUGAUAGCAGUAGUUAGUGUGAGUGAUAAAGACUCAGGAGACAAUGGAGUGGUGGAUCUUCAUAUUCCAGAUAAUAUGCCUUUCAAACUGAGGGAGUCCUCUGAUAACUAUUAUGAAUUAGUGGUGUCAGAGCCGUUAGACCGCGAGAAGGUUCCAGAAUAUGACGUCACGUUCACUGUGACAGACAGAGGUUCUCCUCCUUUAUCUGACAAUGAAACUAUGACGUUAGAACUGCUGGAUGUUAAUGACAAUGUCCCACAGUUCCCUCAGUCAUUUUAUACUAUACGUGUGAUGGAGAAUAACGCACCUGGAGCCCUGCUCAGCUCUCUCACUGCGUUUGACCCUGACCUCCAUGAAAACCAGUAUCUAGUUUAUUUCAUCCUGGAGAAGGAGAUAGCCAACACCUCCAUGUCCAUGCUGUUCUCCAUCAAUCCAGAGAACGGCAAUCUUUACGCACUGAAAACUUUUGACUAUGAGAUCGAGAAGGACUUUCUUUUCCACAUCGAGGCCAGAGACUCUGGCUCUCCUCCACUCAGCAGUAACGUGACGGUCCACAUCAUUAUUGUGGACCAGAACGACAACGCUCCGGUCAUUGUGUCUCCGUGGCGCGCGCACGGCUCGGUGGUGGAGGAAAAGAUCCCCAGAUCCACCGAUAAAGGCUCUCUGGUGGCCAAAGUCAUAGCCUUAGACACAGACUCGGUGCACAACUCUCGGAUUACCUACCAGUUUCUACAGGUGACUGACGCCACCUUGUUCAGUCUGGACCAGUACAACGGAGAGAUCCGGACUAUGAGGAUGUUCAGUUACAGAGACCCGCGCCACCAGAGACUGGUUGUUGUUGCCAAGGACAACGGGGAGCCUGCUCUGUCUGCUACAGUCACCAUCAAGCUGUCCACAGUGGAGACUGCCGUUAAGGCCUACUCUGACAUGACUGAGGUGCCUCUAGAAUAUGACAUCUUUUCAGACCUCAACCUGUAUCUGGUCAUCGGUCUGGGCUCGGUGUCAUUUCUCCUGCUCAUCACCAUAUUGGUCACCAUCGUGCUCAAGUGUCAGAAACCCAAGCCCAGCAAAGCGGCUCCUCCCUGCAGGAACAGUGUGCUCAGUGAGAGGAACUCCACCAUCGCAGAUUCCACUCUGGUCUCCAACGAUGCCUACUGGUACAGUCUGUUUCUAGCAGAGACCAGGAAAGGAAAGCUGGUGGUCAGACAGCCUGUGCCAAAGGGCUCCAGAUACAUCGUGUCCAGUAUACCGAGAGGGACAGGGCUGACAGACACUAGUGACUCAGCAGCUUCUACUCUGCAGUACCCUAAAUGAGGAAAGUCCACUCAGCAGCUGGAGGCUUCCACCACCAGCAGCGGCAGUUCGGCAUAAGGCCACACCUCCAGCUGCGUACUGCAUGGAUGCUGACAGAAAUGCUUCACAGAGGAAAGGAGACACCCCUACCCGAAACCCCCCUUGCAUCCAUCCUGCUCCAUCUGAUCCUCGUUCCUCACAAUGUGUAGCUGUCAUGCUAUAACACUAAAUGGACUAUGGUGGCUAAUUAAGGACACAAUCCCUGCCCCUCUCUUUCUUUAAGCACAUAAAAAAGCCAAUCAACAAUGCCUCUCUGUCCAUUCAAUAUGCAUGAAGACUGCAUGGCUUCAACCACACUCCAAGAACUUCAUACAAAAAAAGAAAUUGAGACGAGAUACUGGCAAAGAAGACCGUAUGACAAAAUGCACAUGUGGAUUUUUAAAGAAGCCCCAACAAGGACUAUUAGAGUGGACAUGAGAAUGUUGAAAUGCCUUUAAGAGACUGUUUUCCCUCUCUAAAAAUGAAACACAUGUUGGAUAUUACAUUUUUAUCCUCUGUGCUUUGUCUUGCUCCAUAACAGCAUUGAUGUAUUAUAUAUAAGUUUACAUAGACGUGAUGCAGCACAAUUAACUCAAUGUCAGAAAAGCACCAACCUACGAUUUCAAAGUAUGAAACCAAAAGGGAAUCAGUAUUUUAUAAAUAUAGUAGCUUUUAGUCGUUUCAUGUUUUGUACUUGACUUUGUGCUUCAUAUGUGAGCUAGGCCUAAAUAUGUGAAUGAGAGUGGUGAGAGUUAAGUUCAGCACUACAUCAAACAGAUAAAGGGUGAGGCCUUCAGCCUUUAAGUAUCUGCCUUUCAGUUGUUUUUGCAUGGUAUAAUCAAAGUAUUCUGAUGGCUUUAGAUAUUUUAUGUUAAGGAACAAUCCAUGUUCAAUAGUUAAGCCUCUCUGUUUAUUCUUUUUCAAAACAAGAUUGAAGAUUAAAUAUUAAUGAGGUCAUAACGAAGAAGUACUACAGUAUAAUACUUUUGUUUUGCAGUCGUGGUACCAGAGAGGUAAGUGUAUUCUCAUCUGAAACUGACUAUGUACAGUGUGCUUGAUUGUUAUGUUCUCUUGGACAUUGGAGAGUAUGAGUAUAGGGAUUUAAACUGAACUAAAAUUGAUUGAAUAUUAUCUCCUUAUAUACUAUUGUAUACAUCACAUGUACUUUCACUUUUUAAUCUGUAAAGCCAACGUCUGGAUGUUCCUUAAUUUUAACAUCUUCUGAGGUUGUGUAACAAGUUGAAAACUCACUUAAUGACUUAAUGUUUACUUUACAAUACUGAAAUAACAAUACUGUUGGUUUGACCCAAUGGAAGUUGUGCUUAUGUAUAUAACUGACUGUAUGUAUCUGCAUAUACAACACAUAAAUAGGGAAAUAGACUUGACUGACAUAUAUAUCAUAUAUCUGUAACUAUUAAUGUGCUUUUAUUUCUCAAUACAAAUGCUGAACUUUUUAAGGUGAACAAAAACAACCCCGUGCCAUCUGUUUUAUGGGCCAACUAGCUUGUGAAACACUGAAACAAUCAGACAUCUUGCAUUUCUUGUGUAAAGUUGUCAUGUUUUACAGGCAAACAUAUA